Molecule: messenger RNA, 565 nt
Organism: Populus euphratica (Euphrates poplar)
Lineage: Eukaryota; Viridiplantae; Streptophyta; Magnoliopsida; Malpighiales; Salicaceae
Product: SNARE-like superfamily protein
Exons: 2
Coding region: 137-481 (114 amino acids)
Biological process (GO): endoplasmic reticulum to Golgi vesicle-mediated transport
Cellular component (GO): TRAPP complex
Source: RefSeq, a predicted model, not a curated record
UGAUUGGAUCAUGAUUGAAAGCAAUACAAGUGACUGACUACUGCUAAUAAUAACAAUUUGUGAUGUUUGAUGUUUGGGUUACUGUUUCAUUUUUUUUCUUUAAAAAAAAAUAUAGGAUUAUGGAUCUUCUGGACGGAUGGAUACAAAUGAUAGCCUACGAGUGGCUAGUUUAUGGCACUCAAUGCAUGCCAUCUCUCAGCAGCUAUCACCAACUGUUGGUUGUUUAGGCAUCGAACUCCUUGAAGCUGACACCUUUGAUCUUCAUUGCUUCCAAUCACUCACUGGAACAAAAUUCUUUGUGGUGUGUGAACCUGGAACACAGCACAUGGAAGGCCUCUUGAAAGUCAUAUAUGAAUUGUACACGGAUUAUGUCCUAAAGAACCCGUUUUAUGAGAUGGAGAUGCCUAUACGAUGCGAGCUCUUUGACAUCAACCUGUCUCAGGCAAUACAGAAGGAUCGUGUUGCUUUAUUGGGGCGAUGAACUUUCCUGGAUUUCGCUUCAAUAGCUUUUGUUAUUUUUCAUUUUCUUUUGUGCAUUUGCCAUGAGAUCUUUCAAUUUUUUUUU